Molecule: messenger RNA, 1892 nt
Organism: Phycodurus eques (leafy seadragon)
Lineage: Eukaryota; Metazoa; Chordata; Actinopteri; Syngnathiformes; Syngnathidae
Product: calreticulin-like
Exons: 9
Coding region: 97-1332 (411 amino acids)
Biological process (GO): protein folding
Cellular component (GO): endoplasmic reticulum membrane; endoplasmic reticulum
Molecular function (GO): calcium ion binding
Source: RefSeq, a predicted model, not a curated record
UGUUAGCUUGAGCGUCUCUGGAAAGACACCCAACUCCACUGUCAAGUCUCUCUGAAAAGACCCCCGAGAAGGACAUCUCAUCUGAGGCUAGAAAAGAUGGGCAAAAUGCAACCUUUGGCUGCCAUUGCAGUGUUUUUAGUGUGUGUACAAGCCAAGGUGUACUUUCGGGAUGAGUUCACAGACGGCGAUGAAUGGCGAAGUCGUUGGGUGGACUCCAAGCACAAGUCUGACUACGGCCAAUGGAAACUGACGGCUGGCGACUUCUAUGGGGACGCCGAGAAGGACAAAGGUCUCCAAACAAGCCAGGAUGCCCGAUUCUACGCGUCAUCGGCCCGCUUUGAGCCAUUCAGCAAUGAGGGCAAGAGUCUGGUCAUCCAGUUCACCGUCAAACACGAGCAAAAGAUCGACUGUGGCGGCGGCUACGUCAAAGUCUUCCCGGCGGACUUAGAUCAGACCGCCAUGCACGGGGAGUCCUCGUACUACAUCAUGUUUGGCCCGGAUAUUUGUGGCUACAGCACCAAAAAGGUGCACGUCAUUUUCAAUUACAAGGGCCAGAAUCACCUCAUCAAGAAGGAAAUCAAGUGCAAAGAUGACGAGCUGACCCACCUGUACACGCUGAUCCUGAAUCCCGACCAGACCUAUGAGGUGAAGAUUGACAACGAGAAGGUGGAGUCCGGCAGCCUCGAGGAGGACUGGGACUUCCUGCCCCCGAAGAAGAUUAAGGAUCCUGAAGCCAAAAAGCCAGAGGACUGGGACGACCGCGCAAAGAUUGAUGACCUUGACGACACCAAGCCCGAGGACUGGGACAAACCUGAAAACAUCCCUGACCCUGAUGCCAAAAAGCCAGACGACUGGGAUGAGGACAUGGACGGCGAAUGGGAACCACCCAUGAUCCCCAACCCAGAGUACAAGGGAGAGUGGAAACCCAAGCAGAUGGACAAUCCCGACUACAAAGGAAUCUGGGUGCACCCUGAGAUCGACAAUCCCGAGUACAGCCCCGACUCGACAAUCUACAAAUUUGACAGGGUCGGUGUGAUUGGUCUCGACCUUUGGCAGGUGAUAUCCGGCACCAUCUUUGACAAUUUCGUGAUCACGGACGACGUGAAGGAAGCUGAGGACAUUGGAAAGGAGACGUGGGGCGUCACAAAGGAACCUGAGCGUAAAAUGAAACAGGAACAAGAUGACCUAAAACGAAAGGAAGAGGAGGAGAAAAACAAAGAGCAGGACACCCACGCAGAGGAGGAGGAAGAGGAUGAAGAUGAAGACGAGGAGGAAGACGAGGGACUUUCAGAAGCGGAUGAGGAUGACGCAAAGCCCAAAGAUGAGCUUUGAGGAGCUCUGCUUUCCAGAGAGGGUGGGGAAAAAACUCUUGUGUACAUUCCAGGGAUAUCGUGGCUGCUAUCCAUCCUCACCCUAAAAACACAUCAACAAGGAGGAUAAAUGUCACUAUGUCAACAUGGCGUCUCCAUACUACUGACUAGACGCACAGUUUCAAUUACAUUUUUCUGAAGCUCCAUCUUCUUAGAUUGAGGGAUCUCCUGUCAUUUCCUCGUCACGUUUUGGCUUGAGUGAAUGGUGAACAUGCCACAUUUGCAGCAAUUCAUUCAUAUUUAAGGGGUAACAUUCUGUCUUUCGCUGUUUGAAAACAACUGUGUACCUGUCACAUCUCCCAAAGACAAAGGAUACGAUUGUAAUGUUUCCCCAUUCACCCACCCUGCAAUGCAAAUAGAAAUUGUUCGAAUACAAUGCAGUCUUUGCCUCCAAAUGAGUGAAAUCACUGUCUUCUUUUAAUUCUAAUGUGAUCAAAGCUGUCCACUCCUUCCCUGGUCUGACUAAAGCAAGGCAUUGCUUAUUUCUAUUGGUCUAAAUAAAUGAUUAUACCAAACUUUUCA